AUGCGCACCGAUCCAGAAGUGCUCGCGAGAAGUGACAAGAUGCAGCCUGCUGGGGUCCGCAAGGGCAAGAUUGUUGAUCUUCUCUGCGAGUUUGGCCCUAGCAACCUCAAUCGCUGCCUCUUGUGUCAUGCCAUGGUCGUGGGCUCCAGCCUCCACUGCCUGGUCGAUCUUGGUGCGAACAACCUUGAACCAAAUGUCCGCAAAUCGAAUCGCAUCAAGGAGGGUCGUGUCGUUCGUCUUCCAGCGACCAUCGGUGACCACAAGUACAGCAUCGAAGUACUUCAAGCCCAUGUCUCGAAGGUAGGACUUCGAAGGAAACAUUUCCGUUCCUUGACCGGGCAAAUCCCAGAGACGGACCUUACCGUCGAAGCCUUUUACAACGUAGGGGGUUGGCUGGGUUGUCCCGUCUGA
Seminavis robusta is the source of this 411-nucleotide messenger RNA. The record is from the annotation of a GenBank genome assembly. Lineage: Eukaryota; Bacillariophyta; Bacillariophyceae; Naviculales; Naviculaceae.